AUGGCACCAGGGAAAUCAUUAAAUUUACGUGGAGGUUCUGUUAGUCCAAGUGCACGAUCAUAUGAAGCUUCAGUAAUUAAAGUUGGUGGUGAAGUUUAUGAUCCUGAUGGUUAUCGAAUGGAUGUCACUGUUUGGUUUCGACACAGGAAUGAGGCAUUAUACUAUGUGGACAGUGGAGGUAAUGUUCACGGACCAAUGGAUCAGAGACAUACUGCUCGACUUGGAAACAUUAGUCGAAGCGGUCACUCGAUACCUGGAUCACGUUAUUACCUUGGUGAAAAUUGGUCAAGUGAAAGUGCUAAACGCCGUCAAUCUGAUAGCGGUGCUUGGGAAUCUCAAUCAGAAACUCACAAUCACAACGUUGUCAAUACUUUUCGAAGUCGAACAUAUUCUGAGUCUAAACGGUUGAAUGAGUUAUCCGAUGAUAUGUAUAGAUCCUCCAGAGGGAAUUCAGUGUCUACACGGUAUCAUUAUUCAAACCAGCAGCCUCACUAUAAAACAACAGCAUCACAUAAUGUUCCCAGCGUCUCACCACAAGCACAUAUAUCUCGUUGGUCAUCAAUGCAGACCACUGGCACACAAGGACUUUGGAGAGGUAACAGUACUGGUAGAUAUGCGACCACUUUGACGAGACAACAUAUUAAAAAGCAUCGUGAUCCAGUUGAAAUGGUUGUCAAGCAUACACCAUCUGGAGGAGCAUCACGCGUUGAUUUAGUUUCAGUAGAUAAUCGUCAAGGUAGCCUACCACACUUGCCUUAUUCAGUCAGUACAGGAAUAAGUGAACGUGAGAUAAAAUUGCAAGAUGAGUUGAUUAAUACACAACGAGAGCUACAACAACUGAAACGAUCCAGAAGUCUUACUGGUGAUCAAAAUUUAACACAUUCAACCACUCUGAAACAUACUUUGAAAUCUGGCUCUAGUCAGUAUUUAAACGAUGGUCUAUGGACCACUUACAGUUUGAAAAAGAAUGAAGGUCAACCAUGUGGGGCACGUAUUGCAGGUGAAAUCAAAUGUAUACAAGAUGUACACUUUGCCCUUAGAUAA
Heterobilharzia americana is the source of this 1044-nucleotide messenger RNA. The record is from the annotation of a GenBank genome assembly. Lineage: Eukaryota; Metazoa; Platyhelminthes; Trematoda; Strigeidida; Schistosomatidae.